This is a messenger RNA of Athene cunicularia (burrowing owl), 1228 nucleotides long. It is a transcript of the gene CIB1, whose product is annotated as calcium and integrin binding 1. Gene Ontology annotation, molecular function: calcium ion binding. The transcript is spliced from 7 exons. Lineage: Eukaryota; Metazoa; Chordata; Aves; Strigiformes; Strigidae. The record is from RefSeq and is a predicted model, not a curated record. The coding region runs from base 1 to 639 and encodes 212 amino acids.
AUGGUCCCUGAAAAGCCGCUCUGGGGCAGAGGUAGCGAGGUGAGGAGCAGGCCUGGUCCCCGGGUCCGCCUCCUGCCGCCCAAGCCCGGUAACGGACAACGGGCGCUCUCCCCGCAGGAGCUGACCUUCCUGAGCAAACAGGAGAUCCUGCUUGCCUACAAGAGGUUCAGCGAACUGCUGCCAAAGGAGGAGAGGGAGAAUGCCUGCUCCGCACGGCUCCCCAAGAGCUGCAUCCUGACGCUGCCCGAGCUGCGGGCGAACCCCUUCCAGCACCAGAUCUGCCGCGUGUUCUCCACCUCAGACAACAGGGAUGGCAGCAUGUCCUUUGAAGACUUCCUCGACAUGCUGAGCGUCUUCAGCGAUGCCGCUACUUUGGACAUCAAAUCCCACUACGCCUUCCGCAUCUUUGACUUUGAUGAGGAUGGGGCUCUGGACAGAAAGGACCUGGAGAAACUGGUGAACUGUCUGACGGGGGAUGGCGAGGGGUCCCAGCUGAGCACUGCUGAGAUGGAGCAGCUGAUCCAAAACAUCCUGGAGGAGGCCGACAUUGACAAGGAUGGCACCAUCAACCUCUCCGAGUUCCAGCACAUUGUCUCUCGCUCCCCAGACUUCACCAGCUCCUUCAAGAUCGUCCUGUGAGAGCCCCGUGGCUCUUCAGAACCACUCCUCCGGCUGCCACAGCUCUUCAUGGUCUCAGACGUUUCCUCUUUCAGCACACAGAACGCAGAGGCCCCUGCUCCACACCAUGCAGUGCCUUGGGCCAGACACCCCCCUGCUCCCCUUGUGCCAGGCAAGAUGGCAGAAGCUGCAGCCUGCAGAGGUGGGGCCCCGGGAGGCUGCCUUGCCUGCAGCCCCGCUGCUCUCCCAGGAUCAGAGAGCUCCUUUUUAAACUUAAUUUUAACUCCUUAUGCAAACAAAGGGCAGCUCUGUGGGUGGGGGGAGGCACACAGAGGUGCUCCUGCCUGGGGGCUGCACUGCACCAGCACCAGCACAGUCCGUUUCUGCUCUCAGUACCAAUUCGUGCCUUCCACGAUAAGGCAGGGACCUGCCUCCCCUUGCCAAGCCCCUCCCUGGCUUUCCUGUCUUCCCGGGGGCCUCCCUGCUGCAACAUGGGUCUGUUUGAGCAACAGCCCCAAAGCGGAUCCGUUUCUCUCAGCAACAGCCCCAAAGCGGAUCCGUUUCUCUCAGCAACAGCCCCAAAGCGGAUCCGUUUCUCUCAGCAACAGCC